AUGAGAUUUUUCUUAAUAACCUUUUCAAUCCUCUUGUUGCUGGCGACCCAAGGGGGACAAUCUGCGUUUAUUCCAACGCUUUCUCCAACAUCCACACAAUCCAUUAACCUUGAAACCACUGAUACUGAAAUAUCGUUACCCAAACCCACUAACCUCGAUGAUAAUAUUACCAAUUUGGUAGAUGGAUGUGCAAUAAUUCACAAUAAAUUUAAGGCAGCAAACAUAUCCGGACAAGAUCUUUCCUUUCCCGUUUCGGAUGUCAGAUCUUGUUAUAAUUCAUUUAAAUUUGAUGAUAACAUAAGAACUGGCACAAUAGAUACUAUUAAGAAAAUUCUCAAUGGAUUUUAUGUGUUUAUCGAUCAAGUCAAUAAACCUCCCGAACCCGGUUUCAAUUUUGACUCGUUUGACAUCUUGAAAGAACUUGAUUCCUUAUCUAAAAAAGAGUACAAUGAUGACUUUGAAUUCACAACUGAUGUAAUCAACCUAAUAAUUAAGAUGAAAGACCCGCAUACUUUCUACUUUCCAAUUUGUUAUACAAGGUUCACUUUCACUCAACAGUUGGCCCUAUAUUCCAUAGUUACAGAUGAUGGUUCACAACUUAUCAAAGUCUUCAAGGAUAAUUUGGACUCGAGUAACAAAAAUUGUGUGGUCGAUACGAUCGAUGGUAAUCCAGCGUUGGAUGUUAUCAAACAAUUUGCACGCGACAAUGUUUUCGUCUCCAAAGAUCUUGGCGUUCGAUUCAAUAUGGCAUUGGCUUCAUUGGCUUCAUUUAAAGGAAAUCUCCAACUUCACCCGAGAUCUUCUCAAUUCAAUAUCCGAUUAAUCUUACCCGAUAAAGAUUCCAUCACUUAUACUUUGAAAUGUGGUUCAGAAACUAAAACAGUUGUAAGAGAGUGGAUGGCUUUUAUAAACAACGGAGAAGAUCUUAAUAGCUUCUCUGAUUCUUCUUCUUACUGGUCAAAAUUCUGUGUCAAUCCUUCCGCUUCCACACCUUCUCAGCCUUCUAAAUCUACCCAACCUCCUAAAUCUACCCAACUUCUUAAAAAAUCCACUAAACCUCCUAAAUCUACUAUAUCUCAACUUCCUGGACGUUCUCGAUCUUCUAAACCUAAAAUUUUACAACGUUAUAAAUCUUCAAAAUCACGUUCAAAAUUAGGAAACUCGAAACCUAAACAAUAUGACUACGUGGAUCGCCGUCAAAGGCAUCGAUCUCAGAAUAAUUUUGACCCUCUGAACAUGAACGAUGUUAAUUUGUUCAAAGAAGAUGUCGUAUUCAGUGAUGCCACGUUAGUUGCUGAUGCAAAAUUGGCGCGAUUUUAUAAGUUGAAUAGUAAAAAUAAUAUUGGGGUUGCCAUGAUUUCGACUGAAGAUCCUACUGAUCUUUUCACAAGUGACGAUGAUGCUUUUACAAGUCUUAGGAACGGUUUCAAAUCAUUGGCAGAUACUGGUGUUACCAAACUCAUUCUUGAUUUGUCGAAUAACGAAGGUGGUUCAACAACUAUUGCUCAUUUUAUCAAUAAAAUAUUAUUUCCUGCUACAUAUCCUGCUUUCCCAACCGAUUGGAGCCUUACUGACAUUAAAAAGGCUGCGAUUGAAGCCGUUGACGUUAAAAAUCCUCCAUUUUCCUUGUUCGACUGCAACCUCUAUCUAACUUCCCCUGAUGCAUUACCUUUUAACUCUACUGAUGAAUUUCUUAAAGUAAAAGGAUUUGGAUUUGAAAAUGAUAAAGAUCAAAUAGAUGGAUUCAUUAAUAAAAAUCCCAUUUCUUUGCCUUGGAAUGCAACUGACAUGGCUAUUCUUACAAAUGGAUAUUGUGGAUCUGCUUGUUCGUCAAUUGCAUUACACAUUGCUGAAUUGAAUGAUGUUACGACUGUUUCAGUUGGUGGUUUCCAAAAAAUUCCGUUAUCAGUAAGUUCUUUUGCUGGUGGUGAAGAAUUCAUUUUUACCGACCCUAACAACGGUUUUGAGGAUCUUGUAAAAGACCUGAACAGAUUAGGUUUAUCUGAUAACAAGCAAACUCCACAACAGUUUCCAACAAAUAUUUUCUUUCCAUUUACAAUAAGAAGAGCUUUUAGUAUCAAAAAUCCUGAUCAAAUUCUUGAAUAUUCUUUCAGACCUGCAAAAAAUCAGAUUAAUUAUAAUGAUCAAAAUGUUAGAGACCUCAGCAUUGUUUGGGGUCAAGCUGCAAAUUUCCUUCCAGUAUAA
This is a messenger RNA of Cetraspora pellucida, 2205 nucleotides long. NCBI's taxonomy places the organism in Eukaryota, Fungi, Glomeromycota, Glomeromycetes, Diversisporales, Gigasporaceae. The record is from the annotation of a GenBank genome assembly.